Molecule: messenger RNA, 3795 nt
Organism: Danaus plexippus (monarch butterfly)
Lineage: Eukaryota; Metazoa; Arthropoda; Insecta; Lepidoptera; Nymphalidae
Gene: CenB1A
Product: arf-GAP with coiled-coil, ANK repeat and PH domain-containing protein 2
Exons: 20
Coding region: 173-2566 (797 amino acids)
Cellular component (GO): cytoplasm
Molecular function (GO): GTPase activator activity; protein binding
Source: RefSeq, a predicted model, not a curated record
GGUUUUGAUCAAUUGAUGUGAAUCUGUGGUUAGUGUAGUUGGUUUACUUUGAUAAAAAGAAUUGUCGGAACUCUGAAGAGUCUAACUGUACAAUUGUACAUCCAGUGAUAACAAAGACAAUGAACGUUUGUUCGUGAUUUUUUAAUUUAUAUACAGAACUUCAGAGGUGAAAAUGAAGCCUCUAAUAGAUUUUGAUGAAUGUCUCAGAGAUUCACCCAAAUUUAGGGAACAGCUGGAAACCGAAGAGGCUAACAUUGAAGGUUUGGAACAAAAGCUUGAUAAAGUUCUCAAGACUUGUUCUGUUAUGAUUGAAUCGGGCAAAACAUAUAUGAAUCAUAGAAGCACAUUCACAAAUGCUCUGUGGGAUCUGAGCAGUAGCUUUUCAGAAGAUUCAACUGUGGUGUCAGCAUUGCAUAGAAUGAUACAUGCUUUGCAAGAAAUGACCAAGUUCCAUUCAAUACUGUUGGAUCAAGCCUCAAGAACAAUACUUAAGAACCUUACAGCUUUUAUUAAAGUUGACAUUAAAGGUGUGAAAGAAAGCAAACAUCAUUUUGAUAAAAUCUCAAAUGAAUUGGAUAUAGUAUUAAAUAGAAAUUCUCAGGUAUCUCGUCAUAAGUCCACUGAUGUGGAAGAAGUCAUGAAUCUCUUACUUGCCACUCGAUCGUGUUUCCGGCACACAGCACUGGAUCAUGUCCAGAAGAUUACGAUGCUUCAAGUGAGGAAACGUCAUGAGAUAUUGGCUACGUUCCUAUCGUAUUUGCAAGCCUGUAGCACAUACAAUCACCAGGGCGCCGAUCUGUCCGAAGAUUUGGAACCAUUUCUUAAAUCCACCGCUGACGAGAUUGCAACAAUGCGUAACGAUACUAAGUCGCUGGACAAAGAGAUGGAAAAUCGUCAUACUAUAGUUAAUAGCAAGGAUACUGUGCUACCAAGUUGUAUCAUGAGCAGUGACGGUGAGAAGGAAGGUACGAUCAGCCCGUGUCUGAAGAACAUGCCCAGGAUGCAGGGGUACCUGUUCAAGCGAACGUCCAACGCCUUCAAGACCUGGAACAGAAGAUGGUUCUAUUUAUACGAUAACCGACUCGUCUACAGGAAAAGAACCGGUGAAUUGAACGUUACUGUUAUGGAAGAGGAUUUGCGCCUGUGUACCGUCAAACCUGUGUACGACGGGGAGAGGAGGUUCUGUUUUGAAGUACUAUCACCAUCAAAGAGUCACAUGCUUCAGGCGGAUUCGGAGGAAAUGUUGAACUCGUGGAUAGCAGCGCUACAGAACGGUAUACGGUCCGCCAUACAGCAGGGACAGAGCAGGGACAACCCGGACUCGCAGAUGGUGUUGGUACCCGACGACACCAAACAGACCAGCAAACAUAACCUGACACCUGCUAUGAAGAAAAUAAGGAUUUGGGAGCAGUUGUUGAGUAUACCCGGCAACAACGAGUGCUGCGACUGUGGCGCCCCCAACCCGCGCUGGGCCAGCAUCAACCUGGGAAUAACGCUGUGUAUAGAAUGUUCGGGCAUACAUCGCUCUCUCGGUGUCCACGUCAGCAAAGUGCGAUCACUAACGCUAGACGACUGGGAACCAGACAUUAUAAAGGUAAUGGCUGAGUUAGGUAAUAAGGUAGUUAAUUUAAUAUACGAAGCUAAUACUGAGGGUGCAACAGUUACUCGAGCUUCGCCGGAUUGUGAGACAUCUGUCCGCGAGGCGUGGAUAAGAGCUAAGUACGUUAAGCUAGAGUUCGUUCGUGACAUCAUACACACCAACAUGGAGGUGCAGGAAACGCCGCUCAGGAACGGCAGGAGGUGGUCCGUGAGGCGGGCCAGGCGGAGAGUGCGCGCCCCCGCCGCUGUGCCGGAGACGAUCCCCGACGAGAAGAGUGACGUCAACAGCAACACGAGCGAGAGCUCAUCGUCCGGCAGCCCCGUGCUGUUGAUAGGGACGGAGCUGGUCGCUCCUCGGCCUCUGCACCUCGCGCUGCCCUCCGACCACGACUCCACUGAGGGCGAGGACGAUGACAUAGCCGCUGAGGAUAUAUCGAGUCUGUCGGCGAGCGCGGUGCUGUCCCGCGCUGCCCGAGCUCACAACGUGUGUGUGAUGCGAGCAGCGCUGGCGGCGGGCGCGGACGUGUCCCACAGCGACCGCGGCGGUCGCACGCCUCUCCACGCAGCCGUACUCAGCGGUUCAGUGAUGGCGUGUUCGUUCCUACUUUUGAACGGUAGCAAGCUGAAUUGUCAGGACGAGGACGGUAUGACGCCGCUACACCUCGCUACCGAGGCGGGACACACCGGGCAGGUGUGUCUCCUACUGCGCUACAAGGCCGACCAGUCGCUGUGCGACAAAGAGGGUCGGACUCCGCUGGACAUGGCUGUGUCGCACGCCAACGCGGAUAUCGUCACGCUUCUCCGUCUGACGAAGCUGAACGAGGAGAUGCGCGAGAGUGAGAUGGCUUCCAACGACGACACGUACAACGAGGUGUUCAGAGACUACACGCAGCUGGCUCACUCGCACCCGGAGAGGCUCGUGCGGGCGCGGCACAACAACAACGACGGUGAACAAACCAGUGAAUGACGAAGGCACAGAAAGUUUCGGCGACUACAGCUGUGGUGGCGAGACCAGUGAUGCGGUGAUUAGUGAUGUGCCGAGUACACCUUACUAUGUCGACGGAUUAUCCACCUUAUAUUCUAGGUGCAUAGGUGGAAUUUUAAACAUAACUAUGGAAAACUAUGACAUUAUAAUAUAUUCGUGUCCGAGAUAGUUUCAAGCGUAAUCAAUUAUUUAAAACCGUUAAUGUUGUUGAGUAAAAAUUUUAAUAUCGAUAUACAUGUUUUUCACUAGGCACAUCUCUAACUGUUAUUUAUACACCUAUGAUAUAGGUCUGUUGUAAACAUUGUCAAUGCAUUUAUUGGUAUGUGGCUAUUGAAUUAUUUGUUAUAUUUAGCUCAUUUUAUUGUUUUUGGGUUGUUAUAAGUGAUCGAUCUGUUCUAUAUACUCUGCCAAAUUCCUAUUGUAUAGACUUGACCAUAUCUUCCUAUGAUGUAAUAUGUAAUGAUAAAAAAUAUUUAGGCCAUAUAGCGGUUAUGUGAUUUCAAUCGUUUUAUAAAAAAACCAAAGAUAAAUAAUGAUAGACGAUUAUAGGAUAUGCUAUAUACAGGAUGAUUUAUAUGUUUAUAGAUAGUGAAUAAUUAUAUGAGUAACACUUCCAUUUAAUUGAAAGAUUUUGAUACAAUUUUUUUUUUUAUAUACUAUAAUACAUUCCUCCACAAGGAAUCAGCUGUCAUUCCAUACCACAACAAGGAAUUUUAUCAUAAUGAAUCUCGAUUUAUUUUUUUAUAUAUUUUUUUUUAAGUAUUAAUUAAGGUGUCGUUGUAAAUAAUUAAACUUGCCACACUUUUUUGUCACAUUUUUCCUUAAUUGUUAUAUAAAUGCUACAUUCAUAUAAAAUGUUAACGAAUUUAUAAAUGUAUACACCGUUCACUGUUACAAUAAUUAAGCUUGUUAUACAUUGGUGUAAUAUUAAUUUUGCAAAAAAAUAAUAAUCAUGAAUAUAACUAAAUAAUCUUUUUUUUUGUGUGAUCAAAUCACCAACUCAAGCUUUACAACGAAUGGAUAGUGAUCUUUUGAUUAGUAUUAAAGCUCUUAAAAUGUAUGUUGAUGAAAUGGUACUAAAUUAAAUUGAACCUUGUGCCAUUCGAAUAAAAUCUUAAAUGGACUGUAGAUAUUUAACUAGUGUAUACAUGUUGCAUUCAUAAGGGAUAUAAUACUCUGAAAUUAAUAAAAAAAAAAUAUGUUACAUCUGC